Molecule: messenger RNA, 2880 nt
Organism: Brassicogethes aeneus
Lineage: Eukaryota; Metazoa; Arthropoda; Insecta; Coleoptera; Nitidulidae
Source: the annotation of a GenBank genome assembly
AUGUUCAAUCACGGUAAAUUCUCCCCGUACCAUGAACCAUACCCUUACGGCGGUCAAGGUGGUUCAAAUCCGGUUUACUUGGGGGCUAGAUUACCUCCAUUUGCACCUAAUAGGGUGACAAAUGUUAAACGAAAUUCCAGUAUGGCUGGUUUGGACUAUAAUUACAAUAAAAAGCCUAUUGCUUUUCAAAGUAGACCGUUAAGAAGUUUGUCGAUAUAUAAUGAUGGUAGUAGUGAGGAUCUUAGAAGUGUUAGAAGAUCACCAAACGUUUAUUCGGAUUAUAGUUAUGGAGUUAGGUCUAGGAGUGUGGAUUUGAGUCUACCACCGCGUCGUGUAUUUCCGCAAACGUCUAUAGCAUCAAAUCUGGAUGAUUUGGAGGAUAAAGAUGACUCUUCGGUAGUUUUUGACGCUAAUUUAACCUUUAUAUUGGGUUGUAAAUCAAAGAUGAAGCAUAAUUUCAAACCUAUACCGGCGCAUCAAGACAAAGACAUGCAAAGUAAUGCUUUAUCGAGUAAGAUUUCGGACUUUUUAAAACGUACUGAUCAUGUGAUGGACGAAUGGAAGUCCCUAGGUAAAAAGGAGUAUAGUUGUAGUUUGGGGAAAUCCAGAAGUGCUACAAACAUUAUGAUAAAGGGGUUUCAGUAUUACAGUAGAGCUAAUUCGGUUUGUUCGGGGAGUUCUCUAUCUGUAGCAAGAGAUUUUCCUGACGAUGAUGCUACUGAAUUUGACGAGCUAAGCGAAAUGACGGCCGAUUUGGCUGAGGAGCAUUCGACAGCAACUCUGGCAGCUGAAAGGUUAGACGCUGAACAAUCUGAACGCAUUAAAUUGGAGAAAGAGUUAUCUGAAGUUCAGCAUAAAAAUAAAGAGUUGCAGCAAGGGAGCGAACGAUUGGAGAUGGAGUUGCUUUAUGCAAGAUCAGAUUUAAACGGUAUUGUGGAAGAUGAUGAAGAAGCGGAAGGUGAUGAUGUGUACAAACAGAGAUAUGAACGUGUGAUUAGAGAGUUGGAAUUUACCAAAAGACGACUACAACAGCAACAUGAAGACGAUUUGGAGCAACUUGUAGGUCUUAAGAAGCAACUGGAGAAAAAACUAUCAGAUUCCUAUGAAGAGGUUGAAGAACAACGUCAAGUUGUUGGCCAAUGGAAGAGAAAAGUUCAGAAAUUGAAUGGGGAAAUGAACGAUCUAAGAUUACUCUUGGAGGAACAAAGUGGAAGAAACAAUCUAUUGGAGAAAAAACAGAGAAAAUUUGACUCCGAUACCCAACUAAUGCACGACGAACUUAAAAAGGAAAAACAGAAUAAAGAACGACUAGGAAGAGAAAAAGAAGUCUUAAUAGCGGAAAAAUACACCCUGGAAAGCAACUUGUCGGAUACACGCUUGGAACUAGAACUUAAAGAGGAAAAACUAAACUCCCUCCAACGCGAAUUCGACGAAAUCACUUCCGGUGGCAAAACGGAAGAGGAAGUUACCAUCCUCCGGAAACAAAAAAUCGAUUGCGAACGUCGCCUACAAGAUCAAGAGGAAGAAUUGGACGAUUUAGCUGGACAAGUACAACUUUUGGAAGCUACCAAAGUACGACUGGAGAUGAAUCUGGAAAGUCUUAGAAAAGAGGGGAAAAAAGAGGCCCAAAUGCGCGACGAGGAGUUGGAGGAAGUCCGCUGCAACACCCAGAAGAAACUAAAAGCUCUUGAAAUGCAGCUUGAAAACGAGCACGAAGAAAGAACCUUCCUGCUGCGCGAGAAACACGAAUUGGAACGCCGUCUCGCGCAGGCCCUCGAAAACGAACGAUCCGACCGCCAAGGCGAAGAACAAAUGCUCAUCAAACUUAAAAGGGACCUCAAAAAGACAAAGGUUCUCCUCAAAGACGCCCAAGCACAACUUGAACGACAAAAAUCCGAAACACCAGGUAAAAAUAUGAUUCGUCAACUCAGAAACCAACUUGAGGAUCUGGAAUACUCCAAAACUAUAGCUCUAAAAGCCAAGCAAACUCUUGAAGGUGAAGUUUCCGAUCUCCAAAGUCAAUUGGAGGAGUUCCACCGGCUAAAACAGGACGCUGAAGAUAAGGCGAACGCUCUGAACCGCGAAAAAUCCGAUCUUCAAUCGCAAUUGGAAGAAAACGAGGAAGAACUGGCUGAAGUGAUGAAGAAGUAUAAAAGUGCGGUGCAGCAGAACUCCCUCGACCAGAUGGCACUGCAGGAGCAGGUCUCCCUUGUUGGAGAGUUGGAGGUGGAGAGGAAUCAGCUCAAGGAGCAGUUGUCCGAAUUGGCUACAAAGUUGGAGAGUGUUGAAAGUAUGGGGGAUGCAUCCUCUAACAUGUUGUUAAGAAGAUCGGAAAUGAAAGUAAAAGAACUGGAAUCCAAAUUGGAACUGGAACAAACCACGCGUUCUCGCCUCGAGGUGCAAAUCGCGCGUCUAAAAGAAGCAGUGGAAAAAUUGCAAUCUGAAAUGACGACCCUUCGUCUGAAAGAACAAACCUCUCAAGAACAAAGCAGAAAGUUGCAAAGAAAUGUUAGAGAACUAAAAGAGGAACUCAACAAGUGUCUGGCCAAGGAAGCUGAGGCUUUGCAGAAGAAAAAGGAGGUUGAGAAGAAGCUGGAAACAGCUGAAAUUGAAACCGCAGCUGCUAGACAGGACUUGAAGCUGGCCAUGAAGAGAAUAGAGGAUUUGCAGAGCGCCAUACAGGGCGAUAUGGAUGACAGUAUCAGCGGUGAAUCAGAUAGCGAGCAAGACACAUACAGUUCCGACGAAUCGGUGAACACCUUCUUGGCUAAUCACAAGGCCGGAAACAAAGGCGACAAGUUGUCCAAUGACGUCAGAAGACUGUCGAACGCAAGUCGUUCGAGCACUUCGAGCAACCUAGGCAACCCGGGGUACACAUGA